Molecule: messenger RNA, 2393 nt
Organism: Zophobas morio
Lineage: Eukaryota; Metazoa; Arthropoda; Insecta; Coleoptera; Tenebrionidae
Product: lachesin-like
Exons: 11
Coding region: 435-1730 (431 amino acids)
Cellular component (GO): neuron projection
Source: RefSeq, a predicted model, not a curated record
UCAACGCUUUACGUGAAGCUGUUGUGUACGUGCGCAACGUGAACGCACCGCGAUCGGGACGAGAAAGAAAGUGACAGAUGCGAAAAUAUGGAAGAAUAAACCUGUAAAUUAAAAUUAAGUGCGCGCGGGGUAAAAGUUACGAGAUAAUUAUAAAAAAGCUGUUUAUUAUGUUUAUACGUUUGCUGAUGCACUUUUAUGAAAAAUGAUUUAAAUAGUGACACAAACAGUAAGAGACUUUAAGGGAUUCAUUUACUUUAAUGUUGAUUUUAUUGCAGGGUGAAUUGGAAUCGGGAGCUUUUUUAAAUCGAGCAAUAAAUACAUAUUUUAUGAGAGAUAAAUUGGAAAUGUAAGCUACAGUGAUCAGAGUUAAAACUAUUUUAUGACUCAGUAAUAAAUAUGUCAGUGAUGCAACUUGAUUAAAGGGUUAAUAAACAAUGUGGUGCUUUUUAUUGAUCUACCUCUUCUACGGAACUGCUUCUCUCAAAGUCGAGGAUUUAACGGCAGGACCGAGCACUCCAUUGAAAUUUUCUGUGGAAAGUCCUGAUUUCGCUGGUCCCAUUAAAAAUGUGACAGUUGCAAUUGGAAGAGAAGCAGUCCUCAGUUGUUCCGUAACAGAUUUGGGCCAUUAUAAGGUGGGUUGGAUGAAAGCUGACGAUCAGACGAUUCUCAGUUUGCACACAAGAGUGAUCACGCACAACCCAAGAAUCAGCGUCACGCACGAUGACAGUCUACGUACGUGGCAGCUUAGGAUUCGCCAGCUAAAGGAAUCAGAUCGUGGCUGUUACAUGUGCCAGAUAAAUACAGGAGAGAUGAAAAAGCAGUUAGGAUGCGUUGAUGUGCAAGUUCCACCGGACAUUGAUGACAGCGGAACCAGCAGCGACGUCACAGUGGAGGAAGGUGAUAACGUCACUCUCAGCUGCAGCGCGAGCGGACAUCCUGAGCCACGUAUUUUGUGGAGACGAGAAGAUGGAGAUCACAUUAUGCUUCAAGACAACCCACAGGAUAUCAAAAAAGUGGAUACGUACAGUGGACCUUCUUUACGACUAGUAAGAAUUGAUCGUAAGCAAAUGGGGUCUUAUUUAUGCAUCGCCAGUAACGAUGUUCCACCUGCUGUCAGCAAAAGGGUCACACUUUCAGUGAACUUUGCUCCUAAGGUGCAAGUUCAGAAAGCUUUAGUCGGAGCCCCACUCCUUUCUAAUGUAAAGCUCAAGUGCGACGUCGAAGCUUUUCCCAACUCGAACAACUACUGGGUUAAAGAACACGAUGAAGUCCUGCUCAACGGAUUCAAGUACACCACACAGGAGAAGAAGUCCGGCUACAAGGUUAUAAUGGUUCUGACUAUACACAACGUUAGCAAGACUGAUAUUGGAACGUAUUCCUGUGUUGCAUCGAAUACUAUGGGGAAGAGUGAAGCGUCCGUGAGGAUAUAUGAAAUAAAACUGACAACGACGUCGACGACGACUACGACGACGCCGAGUCCGCCAGCUACGACGACUACAGAAACUAAUUUAAUUUUAGAAAUAACGAGCAACGUGCGCAGCACCACCACGUUACUUGUGGAUACCGGCUUUGGUGGUGUGAGAGCUCCCGAGGAGGACCCAUCCGAGAAUUGGCUAUUUCCCAGCGUCGCUCCGGCCCCUUUGGAGUUAGAAACCCACUCCAGUGCAGGAAAUACACUUAUAUUUCAUUCUCAUGUCGUAGUGUUGACAGUGCUACUUAUCCUCAGGUGACACGUAAUUUGUUACGGAUCCUCGUAAAAAUACAGUGCGACGUUGCAGUGUUGGUACCCUUAUUUGGGUUGUGAAAUCCAUAUCAAGAUGCAGAAAAGGAUACCUAAACAUACUUGCAAUGGAUUCAACUGUGCUGUCAUUGAUUAAACUGUGCCCAAAACCUAAUCGAUUGGCAGGGAUUUAUAAUUAUUUUGUUAAAUAAAUUAUUAUUUUUUCAGUACUUGUUUGUAUUAUUAAAGCGAAUAGACUAUAUGUUACUGAAAAAUUGUAAUAAUGCAAUAUAGUUACACAUAUAUUUUGAGUACAACCAAUAUUUCCUAGGAAUUUAAUUUUUUAAUUGAAACAUUCCUCUCGGUUCUGACUUUUUCGCAAAUCAAAGGCAACUCUAUGUAUAGUACUUGUCUAGUCUAAUCAUCCUUUAACAACUGAAAUGUUUCUAGCCAACAUUUCCUCCAAGACCCUCUAGUUAUAUCUAAUAAUAUUUGGAAAGACUGUUCCCAUGAAAUGUAAAUAAAAGUUACCAUUGUAUUAAGCACCUAUGUAACUCCGAAUUAUGUGUAAGAGUGUGAAACCUAGACCAUAAAUGUUGUAUAAAUGAAUGUACAUAUCCUGCUGCUUAGCAGUAAACCUGUUACUCGAAUGCAAUAAAUGACUUUAUUACGA